Penaeus vannamei (Pacific white shrimp) is the source of this 1451-nucleotide messenger RNA. NCBI's taxonomy places the organism in Eukaryota, Metazoa, Arthropoda, Malacostraca, Decapoda, Penaeidae. The record is from RefSeq and is a predicted model, not a curated record.
AGAAGCGAAACUUUUCCCGUUGGACUGAUGAAUCGCUCCGUGUUAACGACGAGGUUCUCCGCCUUCGACGACAUCAAAGGACGCCAAAAUUAUCUCGAAUGACCAUUCCUAUGCGCGGGUGAAGCGACGAGAGCAGGAAAUACACCUCUUCACCUUGCUGUUAUGUUGGGGCAUAAAGAAUGUAUACAUCUACUCCUAGCGCACGGUGCCCCAGUCAAAGUAAAAAAUGCUAAUGGUUGGAGUCCCCUGGCUGAAGCCAUCAGUUAUGGAGACAGACAAACUAUCACAGUAUUAUUACGGAAGUUGAAACAGCAGUCUCGAGAACACAUGGAAGUCAGAAGACCUGACCUAGUUAGAGCACUUUCACAAAUGGGAGAUUUUUACAUGGAGCUGAAAUGGGAUUUUCAGAGUUGGGUUCCGCUUGUGUCCAGGAUGCUACCGUCCGAUAUUUGUAAAAUCCACAAAAAGGGAGCCGCAAUUCGCUUGGACACUACGCUUGUGGAUUUUAAUGAUAUGCGAUGGGAGAGAGGAGACAUCAGCUUCUUGUUUUCUGGCAGUUCCAAACCAUCACACUCACUAACUGUACUUGACAACAAACUUAAAGUAUAUCAGAAUAUUCGGCAUGAGGAAACAGAGGCAGAAAUGGAAGACGAGGUUGACAUUCUCAUGAGUUCGGAUAUUGUGGCAGCACAAAUGUCAACAAAACAGAUCACCUUUUCUAGAGCUCAGACAGGCUGGAUAUUCAGAGCAGACAAAAAAGAAAUGGUUGGCAAGUUUAAUGCUGAUUUUUAUUACCUAAAUGGGCUGACAAUAGAAUCACGGAAAAGAAGAGAACAUUUAAGUGAGGAAGAUCUGCAGAAAAACAAAGCAAUCAUGGAGAGCUUCACCAAAGGCAGUGGAACACACUCGUUUGAUGAGACUGUCAGACGAGCAUCUUUAGAACCCCCCACAAAUGAACCUGUGUCUUGGGAGACGUAUAUUGAAGCAGAAGCAGGGAAACCACCUCCACUAGGAAGAAUGCUCAUUUGCAAGGAGUCUUCAAAGUCCUUUAAAGCUACAGUAGCAAUGAGUGAAGAAUUCCCACUUACAGUUGAGAUGCUCUUGAAUGUCUUGGAAGUUAUUGCUCCCUUCAAGCACUUUGCAAAACUGAGGGAAUUUGUCCAGAUGAAACUCCCCUCAGGUUUCCCAGUCAAAAUUGAUAUCCCAAUCUUACCAACAGUCUCAGCAAAAAUCACAUUCCAAGAAUUUGCAUUUAGAGACGAUAUUCCAGAUUCCUACUUUGAAGUCCCUACAAAGUAUAGGGAAGAUCCAAAUAGGUUCCCUGAAUUAUGACGGUAUGAGGACCUAAGUCUUGUGAGUAUCUCCAGUGUGCAGGAGCCCCAGCAACUGCAUGAAUAUCGUGUCACUGGAUCAAGGAUUGGUGAAUCUUCACUAACUGGUGCAUGCGUCAG